GAAUGUCAGCUUCAAAUAAAAAUUUGCUGACAAAUUUAUUGAAAAAUCGAUGAUAAUUUAUUAGUUUUGUCGACUAGAAAUAUUUGGAAUUAUAAUAAGGAAUAAAUCAGUGAGACCAAAUCAGGAACAAUGACGGAAAAAAGCACCACAGUAAUUUCCCUGCCCCAAAUGGUCGAUCUGGCAUUAAAUUCGCCAGAGGUGGGAAUAGUUAAUUUCACAGUGCUGCAUUCCCUUCUCCAUGUGAUAGUCAAUCAGUUAGAUUUGGGGGAUUGUAAUGUAGAAUUUCGAGGAAGUGACAGCGAAAGGCUUCAAAAUUACAUUUCGACGGCAAAACCAGGCCCUAUAAUUACUUUGACUGAAUAUACUGUUGGUCCAGAUGGAAAAGGCAGGAAGAAAAAGGCUAAGAAAGGCAGCAAAAGAUCCAGUGUCGUAGAGGAGAAAGGGAAAAAAGACGAACAUCAAAAAGAAAAAGAAAUCGCGAUAAUUAAGAAAGAAGACGAUGGAUCAAUGGCUUCAGCUAGUUCAGGAUCCCUACAAACGAUUGUGGUGGUAGAACCGGCCUCUAAAGAGAAAAUAGGCGACUCUCCUAAAUUCACUAUAGCGCUAACCAAAGAACAGCUAGGUAAAUUGCAAAAAGACCUCAAAGAUCUUCAAAAGCAAGUCAAAGAGCUUACUGAUCUUCCUGGAAAUAUUGGACUUAUUGACGCAAUUAGAACGAGCAAAGAUGGUGGCACCUCCCCAAUACUGGAUAUGUUCCAAAUUCUCACCCUGGUGAAGAGACUGGAUGCAACUGAAGUGGCAAUGAAUAAAAUGGCCAGCAUGAUUGAAGAUUUAGCCAAAGGCCAAUCCAGCUUGGCAGAACCUGGAAAUAAACAAGAGCGCAAAUUAUCAUUCAAAGACCAAUCACAAGAUCUGGUGACUAAAUCGCAAGAACUUCGAAGAUCACUUGAUGGAACCGUGGGCGGAAGUAAUCAAAUACAGGAAUUGAUAAAUGAGUUGAAAGAACUGGAACAACGGAUAACCCAACUGGAAAAUCAAUCUGCAGCUGCAGGUCCGCUAAGACGCGAAAGUAAUCUUGAGGGAAGUAAUAGCCAAUCUGCAGCCAAGUCAACAAAAGGAAAGAAAAAGGCUGGACAGGACGCAGAUAAAGAUUCUGAUGAUUCAGAAGAGCGGAAUGAAGGAGGAGAUACAGAAUUUGAUAGCACUGAUUUGUCAACUUUAUCGCCACAAAAUGCGAUCGCAUUGCUUCAAGCCGAGAUUAUUCGCAUGAAGGAGGCUAAUAAUAUGGCAAAUCAGAUUGGAGUAGAGGCGCUGAAACAAGUGGAAAGCCUGAAAGAAUCAUUAAUAUCCGACGAAAAGGAGAAAAAUCUGCCGCCAGAUGUAAAAUUCGGUCAGAUGGAUAUCAAGAUUAAUGACCUCAAAGAGCAAGUGAGCACUUUAGAUACCGUUUACCAUCAACAAUUUAGCAACGUAAAUGAUCGCUUGGAACAAUUGGACAAGGAAAUUUCCGCACUUUGGGAACGAAUCAACUCAGGGCUUCCGGGUGGAGAUGCUUCAGCAGGAGCAAAUGGGCAAAAUAUCCAAGAAGUUUACAACAAACUUCUUCAGCUCCAAGACGAUAUGAAUGCUUUAUCCGAAACCGCCAAUAAAUUAGCAGCGGACAGAGAAGGGCGACAGGAUAGUCUAGACGUGAUGAUUGAGCAAAUUGAAUUACUGAAAACUGUAAAGGCGGACCGAGAAGAUUUAGAAGAUGCACUGGCGGAUAAAGCCGAUGCCUGCCAGAUUAACAGAAAAGUUUCCCAUGAACAAUUUGAUGCGGCUUAUGAUGAAAUUACUAAAUCACUGGAAAAUACAUUGGAGAAACUUAGGCAACAAGAAGAACUAUGGGUGCAAUCCCUAAAUGAUCUGCAGAAAGAAAUAGGCAAUAAACUGGACAAAAUGGAACUGACGCCGCUGAAGGACUUUAUUAAUUCAAAACUUAAAGGAAUUCAAGACAAGGUGAAAAAGAUCUCAGCUUUGAAGCAAGAACAUGAGGCUGCUGGAACCAAGAGUAAACUCCUGCGAAAUGUUAACUGUAUUUCUUGCGAUGCCGACGUUGUUAUGAAGAAACAAACGGACAUUACGAUGUUUCCUAAACCUUAUGCGUCGCCCGCAACCAAAAGUCCAGGUCCUUAUUUGGCCUACGAGCUUGAUCUGUUAAGGAAACAGCAAAAAUCAUUAGCAAACGGCAAAAACUUGAAUAUGCUUGAAAGCGCUCUACAAACCGGAAAAUUGAAGACUUUGGAUAAGGAUCAUCUAUGUAAUCGAUACUGUGGUGGAAGUCACACUAUCACAACUCCAGAGCAACGGGUGAUGAGAGUUGGACAUUUUAUGGAGCAGUGGGGCCCAGAAAUUUCCCCAGUCAAUGAAGUACUAAUUAAAGGAACUGAUGGUCAUCUCUACAAGGGUCGGGACGAUGCUGCGCUCAGAGCGGCAGCCGUGGAAAAAGCUCCAACUCCUCGAAUGGAAACGCCUGCCUUAACUAUUAGCGGCUACAACCUCGGCAAUAAUAAUACUAACACAGCCAGUAAUAUUAGCCAAAAAGAAGUUAAACAAGACAAAAGUGAAAUGAAACAAGAACUUGCACAAAGCGGAAGUCGUACGGUGAAUCAAAAUAACAAUACUCAAAAUAAUGCCAAUAAUAAACCCGAAGAAAAAACCUCGCACGACAGUGCAAACGCUAAACGGCCAAAAACCAGCGCGCCUGAACUAGGAAGAUCCUCGGAGAUGAGGAGAUCAAGUGUAAAGUCAGCAGAUAUUAAACCAAAUUGAAUGUGAAAAAAUAAACUCUGAAAACACAA
This is a messenger RNA of Dendroctonus ponderosae (mountain pine beetle), 2840 nucleotides long. Its product is annotated as myosin heavy chain, striated muscle. NCBI's taxonomy places the organism in Eukaryota, Metazoa, Arthropoda, Insecta, Coleoptera, Curculionidae. The record is from RefSeq and is a predicted model, not a curated record. Bases 130 to 2811 code for a protein of 893 amino acids. The transcript has 17 exons.